Molecule: messenger RNA, 3642 nt
Organism: Liolophura sinensis
Lineage: Eukaryota; Metazoa; Mollusca; Polyplacophora; Chitonida; Chitonidae
Product: toll-like receptor 4
Exons: 2
Coding region: 76-2766 (896 amino acids)
Biological process (GO): signal transduction
Cellular component (GO): plasma membrane
Molecular function (GO): signaling receptor activity; protein binding
Source: RefSeq, a predicted model, not a curated record
AUACACCAGCACGGACUAUUUGCAAGGCAAAGCUGAGAUAAAUUGUGUUUUCCUCUGUCUCCUGAUGAGAUAAGGAUGUAUACUUCACCGGCAGCUACGUCGACCUUUGCGCUCGUAGUUAGCGUCUUAGCAACAAUAAAAGUUUUAGCCAGCCAUUCGGGCAACCUACCAGUGAGUCCGAGGAAAAGCACAGGUCUCCACAACGAUGGCAAAAACUGGAAUGAGUUCAGGAAAACCAAAAGUAUCGGCACCAAGUAUAUAAGCAUGACACUAAAUCCACUGUGCUAUUUGACUGGUAUCUUUCCAUGCCCCUGUGCUGUAUCGUUAGGUGAUAAUGUCGUUAUGAACUGUUCGCACAGAAAUCUAACAUUUGUACCUAAAAACAUCCCCCAAAAUGUCACCGAGUUACUUCUCAGCUACAAUAACAUUGAAACUCUUCCAAAUGGUGUUUUUAUGAGCUACCGCUCUCUGCAAUCACUGGACAUCUCAUAUAACAACCUGUCCUAUUUCGGCUCAGGUGCGUUUGACGGAUUGCAUCAACUGAGAACUUUGCGUCUGGAUGGAAAUCCGUUCAAGAUGUCCAACAAAACGUUUGCUGAGGACGUAUUCGACUCUCUUGAGAGUCUUGUUGUGUUAAGUUUAAAGUCUAACUUAUACAGUGAUGACCCGGAGAUUCAAUACCCGGAUGUUGCCUUGGGUAAACUCUCUUCACUGGAGACGCUUCUAAUCAAUGGAUUGUCGAACAAGACAUUUGGAGAAGGCGUUCGCAAAAUGACGUCACUUCAAACACUGGACCUUUCUUGCACACCUUCCUUUACAUCCAUAUCUAAAGAUACAUUCGUCAACUUCUGUGGUGUUCCGUUGAAGAAUUUAUUGCUAAGCCACUGUGAUCUGAGGUGGAUCCACAGAGAGGCUUUCACACAUAUGUCAAACAUCGACACUAUUGACUACAGCUACAAUAAGGACCUGGAGAUUAAAGGAGUGGCGAUCAGCUGGUAUGGUCUCCAGAAGUCUACAAUCCGGAAAAUCGUGAUGCGACGGGUUCAUGCGCAACCAUAUUUGACUGUUGUUACGAAGGAGGACGUACAGUACAUCACGAACACGAACCUUGAGGAACUGCACCUGGACAACAACACCAUUGGCCAACUGGAGGAAGGCGUAAUUCAGCUUUUGCCGUUAUCAAUCAAAGUGCUCCGCGCGUCAUGGAACAAUUUACAGACAAACGUGAGGCAGAUGCUUCACCUUUUACGGUUGAAAAGUAUCACUGAAAUAGAUGCCAGUUACCAGGAAGUACAGUCUAGGGCAGCGUUCGGUAGAACACCCAAGGUAGAUCGUAAAAUUCAUUUUAGCGAAACAUCGGCAGAAUUGCGUAAAAUUCGACCCAACACUUCGAGAAACAAAAACACAACAGGAAAUCACGUGUACUUUGGCAUAAUUCUUCCUCCAAAUUUAUGGCUGGUGAACAUCAGUGAUACGUACAAACUGCGUUUCGCCAUCCCGUAUUUGGAAUUUACCAGUUCAAGCCUCAGCCAUUUGAAUGCCGCUAAUAACCUUUUGGAGGAAUGGGUAGGUCCCGUCAAAGGGUCAGAGACACUUCGUCAUCUUGAUCUAACGGGCAAUAAUUGCUACAAAGUUUCAGAGACGUUUUUUGCCUAUGCGACAAAUCUGGAAACAUUGCUCAUCGGAAAAAACAGACUUGGGAAAGACUUUAGCGAGAACACGUUUCAUAAUCUCACUAAACUAAAUCGCCUGGACAUAAACCACAAUCAACUUGAAACGGUUGGACGCAGCUUGUUUUCAAGACUAACAAACCUCACUUAUCUGAACUUGUCCGGAAAUUACCUUUCGAACUGGAGAGCGAACAUUUCCGGUCUAGUCAAACUUAGGAAUCUAGAUUUAUCGAACAACAAACUAAAAGCAUUCCCUCUGUCAUUAUGUAGAGAUCUUGAUACUAUCCAGCAAUUCACCCCCAUCCAAGUUGACACCCAGAGGAACAAACUUCAGUGCAUCUGUGACACGGAGUAUUUCAUCGAGUGGUUAACACAAACCAAAGUUGACAUCCGCAAUUUAAAUUCCACUUCCUGUACUCUGGAAAAUGGCACAGUGGUGUCUUUGUCAGGCAGCACUUCCAUUCUGAAUCAUCUUCAGCGGCACUGUCGAUCUUACACUGUUCUAAUUGGUGGAUUAUGCGCAUGUCUGGCUUUGUUCCUUAUUGCGGUACUGGUUGGAAUCGUCCGCCGACAUCGCUGGAAACUCCGUUAUCUGUUCUACAUGGCGACUAACUGGCGAAAGAGAACGGGUUACCAAAGACUGGACACCGUCGACCAGAAUCCCUUUGGUUACGACGCUUUUGUGUCUUAUGAAGACUCGGAUCGAACAUUCAUCCGUGAACAGGUUAUUCCCCGUCUGGAAAGGGACGCUGGCUUAAAGCUCUGUAUAGACAAGAGAGAUUUCAUACCUGGACUCUAUGUUACUGACAACAUUCUGCAUGCCAUACAGAACAGCAGGAAAACCGUGAUCUUCCUCUCUCGAAAGUUCCUAAAAAGCAAAUGGUGUGUGUACGAGAUGAACAUGGCUUGGAUGGAGGGGAUUCAUAGCGGCAGAGACGUACUGGUGAUGGUUCUGACAGAGAAAAUACCGACCAGUCAACUUUCCGCUGACAUUGUAGACGUCAUCCACAACCAGACGUACAUCGAGAUGACGAACAACAGGUACGGCGAAGCGCUCUUCUGGGAAAGACUUGCUUCGGCCAUUAAGGCUAACUAACCAUCCGGGUUAUGGAAAUCCGGGACCAAAGUUUAGCCUCUCCCGAAUUCAACAACAUUUUGAGGUCUCUAAAAAUGGGAGCAUUAGGGAAUAGACGCCAACCAUAUUCUAAUUGCUUCCAUUUUUUGUAAUUCUGAGUUUUGAAACGAACUCCUUUUGAGACCUCGUGUUUGUAACAUGAGACCUGGAAGUCCUUGUACUGCUUUUGUAGAGACUAAAACUUUUUCAGUGAACUAAUUUCACCGGUUUUGUGUGACGAGGAGAAGCACAUUGCGAAACAAUGUCGACUGUUUUAUUUUAAUUCCUCAAUAGCCCUUGACCUUAAAGGGAAAGACGUCUAGACGUCUGUCUAGAACAAAACUUUCUUCCAACUCCUGAAGCCCUGUGCUUAAAUCAGUGGAUACCUCAAACCUUUCAAUUUUAGUAACUAAACACUGUACAUAUAGUGUAUCGCGUGCGCUCGUUUGCACAUAGCCAGCUUUUUCUCACACAUGUAAAAUGGGGAAACAUUGAGCAAACUCAUGCUUGUAAUCUGCUUUAUAAAUCAACACCGGGAAAUGUGCUGCAUUUUUGCAGUUUGAAUUGUGUUAACUUUUGUGCAGGUAAUAGUGGUUGGGCUAUAUUUAGGGAUUCCAUUCUCCAGAAUGAUAUACCUAAAAUAUUCGUUCUGUUUUUUCUUCUUAUAAUUAUUUUUUUCACCGACUUUGUGACCAAGAUUUUCCAACUCCGCUCAACAUACAGGCCCCAAAUUUGGCACAUAUUAUCUGUCAGAUAUUUUCCAGGGGUAUUCUUUAAAAUUUGUUUCUAGAUCACGUGGUUUGGACGCCAUAUUGGAUUUUGUUUGAAACUUUUAAAAAUCUUCUUCUUAAGAAUCAC